Molecule: messenger RNA, 1599 nt
Organism: Kuraishia capsulata CBS 1993
Lineage: Eukaryota; Fungi; Ascomycota; Pichiomycetes; Pichiales; Pichiaceae
Exons: 1
Coding region: 1-1599 (532 amino acids)
Source: RefSeq, a predicted model, not a curated record
AUGGGUCAAACCGCCUCAAUUGAGUCGCAGCCGUAUGAAUUCAAGUUCAAGGACAGUAUACUAAAGGGCAUCACCGUAAUCGACAGCGAAAGCGGUAAGCCCUCGUCCCAUAGAUUCACAGGCUUGCCAUUUGCCCAAUCUACGUCCGGGGAUCACAGAUUUCUAAAGGCCAGACCGCUUCCUGAAGAUUUCGACUAUUCUGGGGAUUACACCAAUUACAAAGCGCAAUGUCCCCAGGGUCGCCCAAUCGUGGAUGGCCACGAUAUGUAUGCCUACCCUGCAGACCCCACAGAGGACGUGACUUAUCUCAACAUCUGGGUGCCUGCGGACGAUUCGCUCAAGCCAGAAGGAGGCUGGCCGGUUUUGGUAUUUAUUCAUGGAGGCUGGCUGCAAUUUGGAACGCCAGAUGGGCCUGAUUGCAGGACCUUGCAUGGAUCUGAAAACCUUAAGAAUAAGUACAUACUGGUCUCUGUGGGAUACAGGCUGAACAUCUUUGGGUUUUUGAGUGGGAAAGAAGUUCUGGAAGAAUGUGGCUCGGUAAAUCAAGGGUUCUGGGACCAACGGUUGGGAUUGGAAUGGGUCUACGAUAAUAUCGCAAAGUUCGGGGGAAAUUCUGAAAAGAUCACCGUUGGAGGACUGAGUGCUGGCUCGUAUUCCACGUUUCUGCAGCUGGCAUACGAGGUAUACCAUCCACAGGAAAGACAGAUCAUUAAACAAGUGUUUUGUAUUUCCAAUUGUGUUGUUACCAGACAAAAAACGGUGCAGGAGUCGCAAUCACAGUUUGACGAGCUUUGCAAGACAUUAGGCGUGGAUGAGGGUCUUUCAGGAAAGGAGAAACUGGCGAGAUUGAGGGAGUUCAGCGCCGAAAAAUUAGUUGCUGCAAAUUAUCAAAUGAGCCAGUAUUAUUUCAGGGGAAUUUCCGAUAACGAUUUUAUCUCCCACGAUCUUUUUCCUGACAUCCAUAGCGGUAAGUAUGGUGAGCUCCUAGCCAAGAAGGGCACUAGACUCAUAUUCACCGAGGUUGCGAACGAGGCCGCAAUGUAUGCCCACAUUCAUACACCCGAAGACUUGGAAACGCUUACUUUGAGGCUGGAAAAUUAUUAUCCGCCUCCACUGGUCGAAAAAAUAUUGAAAGCCUACCCCAAAAUUUCCGAGGGUUCUUCAGCAGAAGAAAAAAAAGAGCAUAUCAAGGAUGUCUACGGAAGAGCGUCUGCAGAUUUCCAGGUGUAUGCUUCGAUCAGGACCUUUUUGGAUAGAAUAGUCAAAGGUGGAUUUCCAGUCGACAAAGUCCACAGAUAUCGCACAGAAUACCUGAAUUCCAUAUACGAAAAUUCUCCUUUCAAGAGACAUGGAGUUACCCAUUCUUUUGACAUGCCUUUAUGGUGGUAUGCCAAACAGGACGGGCUGAGCCAGGAAGAAUGCUUGUUGGUUGAGAAAUGGAUCGAACCUGUUCAAAAGAUUUUGAGCUUUUCAAGUGAAGUUGAAGGGUUGAAGUCUCCUGCCACAUAUUAUCUCUUGGAUAAAGAUGGAAAGAUCAGCUUUGAAAAGGAUAAGCUAUGGGACUGGGGUCUCGAAGUUGGUAAGGUGGUUGCUGUUUAA